Dendronephthya gigantea is the source of this 10178-nucleotide messenger RNA. RefSeq names its product sacsin-like. Gene Ontology annotation, molecular function: Hsp70 protein binding. The record is from RefSeq and is a predicted model, not a curated record. NCBI's taxonomy places the organism in Eukaryota, Metazoa, Cnidaria, Anthozoa, Malacalcyonacea, Nephtheidae.
AUGGUAAACGAUAUAAAACCAAAAGAUCCAGAUAAAAAUAUGUUAGUCAAGUUCGCAGAUGACAUGACAGUCAGCGCACCGGUUACCACUUCUUGGGACACCGCUUCCAACGAAGUUAAAAAUAUUAGAGAUUGGACAUAUGAAAACAGAAUGACUAUGUCUAAGACAUGGGAAAUGGUCAUAAGUAAGAGAUCAUUAAAUCAGUUACCACCCCCAAUUAAUGGGAUUGAACGAAAGGAAUGGCUCACACUCCUUGGUGUAAGCUUUCAAGACGAUCCUUGUUGUUGGGAUAUCCAUGUAGACGGUUUAUUGUCUAAAGCUAGUGGACGAAUGCAUAUCUUAAGAGUAUGCAAACUAUAUGGUUACCCCCGUGAUCAAUUGACCAAAUUAUUUGAAACUUUGAUCCUUUCCUUGUUUACUUACGCAAUCGAAGUAUGGGGCUCAGCAUUACUGAAGAAAUACUUAAAACGGAUAGAUCAAUUUUUCAAACGAGCUAAUCGAUAUGGAUAUACGGACAAAGAAUAUAAUAUGUCUUCACUAAUUGAAGAGAGAGAUAAAACUUUAUUUGGAAAAAUAAUUAAAGAUACUGAACAUAGUCAUUAUGACCUCUUGCCUGAUAAGAAACAAAGAACAUUAAGGGCACAGAUUCACGAUUACACCCUCCCCCAAGUUAAAAGAGAAAGCUCCUUUGGUCAGCGACGUCCUCCGCUGACUGAAUUGAUCGCGAGUAUUUUGGUAAGAUAUCCAGAUGGUGGGCAGAUUUUGAAGGAAUUGAUUCAAAACGCUGAUGAUGCAGGAGCAACAGAAGUCAAGUUCCUGUACGAUGAUAAAACCCAUGGCACACAAUCGCUUCUCACGCCAGAGUUAGGCAAGUUCCAAGGCCCUGCGCUUUACUGCUACAACGAUGCCGUAUUUUCUGAUCACGACUUCAAAAAUAUCAACAAAUUAGCUGGUGCAACUAAAGUGGAGGAAUUGGAAAAGAUCGGUCGCUUCGGACUUGGUUUUAACGCAGUUUAUCAUCUAACUGAUGUUCCAAGCUUUGUUAGCCGUGAAUAUUUUGUGCUGUUUGAUCCCAAUAUCAACCACAUUGAGAACCAUAUCCCAGACAAAUCACGUCCAGGUAUUCGUAUCGAUCUUUCCUCUAACCCACGUCCCCUCUCGGUCUUUGAAGAUCAGUUUCAACCGUAUCAUGGAAUGUUUGGGUGUAGUACACAAAUUGCAGAUGGAACCAAGUUUAACUUUAGUGGAACAUUAUUUCGAUUUCCCUUCCGUACAUCUCACGAUUCGAAGAAGAGUGAUAUUUGCCAGAGUGUCUACGACGAGGUGAAGGUGAGAGAAAUUAUCAGCAGUCUUAAAGAAUGUUCAUCACUUCUGUUACUUUUCACUCAACAUGUUACAAAGGUAGAGUUAUACGAAAUUGAGAAUUGUUCCGAUCCAAGUGAUAUGAGGUUGCUGUUAUCUGUUUCGAAACAAGGGUCAAAGAUCAAAAGAAGCAGUGAUUCCAACUUAUCCAAACGUCCGUUCAUUGAAGAAUGCUCAAACUGGUGGCGACAUGAGUUGGUAGGCUCGUCCUUCAUCCAACAGAUCACUCCCUCCAGAUGUGAAGUUUUUAAGGUCGUUACAAAAGAGAUGCCAUCAAACCUUAUGCAAAGUCAGUCGAAAUCAGAUACUCGAGAAACCUGGCUUGUGGCAUCUUGUGGUGGAACAGAUACCUCAGUUUCGUUAGCCUCUGGAGAAGGUCGUUCUCGUGGUCUUUUACCUUGCGGUGGAGCAGCAGCGCGAUUAAAUUCUGUUCCGAGCGAUGAAUCAAAAACAAAGUUAAAUAUCGACGCAAUCAAUGGAGAAGCAUUCUGCUUUCUACCAUUGUCCAUCCCAACAGGAUUACCAAUCCAUGUUAACGGAUACUUUGCAGUCACGUCUAAUCGACGUGGGAUUUGGGAACGAACAACCUCAAGCCAACAUCAGGUUUUCGAAGUUCGAUGGAAUGAAGCUCUUCUCAGUGAUGCUUUAUGUACUGCCUACCUGCAGUUGUUAAACGACGUGAAAGGCCUUCCAACACAUGAUUGUUCCUCGUAUACGUUAUGGCCCGUACAUGACAAACUUCCUUCUUCCACUUGGGGGAAGUUAGUUGAAAGUGUGUAUGAGAAGAUCGUAUCAAAUUCCCUGCCGCUUUUUUACAGUGAUGGUAAAUGGCUAUCGAUAAAAGAAGGGUACAUAUUAGAUGAUGAGCUGCGCCAAGUCCCAAAAGUUUGCAAUACGUUGAAAACGCUGAAAAAGGACGUAUUUGAUAUCCCUCUUAAUGUCCUCUCCUCAAUGAAUAAAGCAGGACAAAAGAAAGCUGUACUAAAGAGCACGUUGAACUUAAAAACGUUUCUUGAGAAAUUGUUUUUGCCAAAUAUUCGCACUAUUUCCAGUAACAUACGAGACCCGAUCAUUUGCUUCAUUUUGGAUCGCAUUUUGCGUGGUAGAAGUGAGUUUGAAACACUUUUGAAUUCUUACCAAUGCAUAACUUGCUCAGAAGAUGGUGAACACCUAGCUAAACCGUCCAGUCUUAUCAACCCAAAAGGACCCGCAGCGUGUCUCUUUUCCUCAGAAGAUCAUCGCUUUCCUUUCGGGGACUGCUUUCUGGAAGGUAACCGUAUGUAUGCAUUAGAAUUGCUCGGAAUGGUUAACGAGCAAAUUUCCUGGUCCGAAAUAUGUGAUCGAGCGAGAUCUGUUUCCGCCAUCAGCCGAGACAAAGGUUUAGAACGAACAAAGAAUUUAAUCAAGUAUCUCAAGGAAAAUAUUGAAAAACUUCCAAAGCCUGAUUCCAGCAGCUUAUCAGAUCUUAGACGUACAGAGUUCUUGCCUUUCAUCUCAAAAUGUCCUAAAGGCUAUGAACUACCGUGGCAUGGAUCAACACUUAACAAACAACAAUUAUUUGCACCCAACGACGUGUUUCUUUCAAGUGAGAAGCAUUUGGUCGGCUCCAGCUGUGUAAUUGUGGACGACUCGGACGAAACUGGUUGUGCGAAACUUGGCCGUCAGGUUAAGGAAUUGUUAGGGUUUGUUAACCGUUUUCCCAAGGUGCAAGAUGUUCUUGGACAACUUGACGCAGCAAUCAGCGUGAAUGAUGUCACUUCUGGAAAACGGAAAUCACUCGAGUCAGUUUGUAUGAGAGUUUACAAGUUCCUUGACCAUUUUCUUACCCGAGUGUACCCUGAUGAUACGUCAGAAGGCAAACUGCUGUUAAAGGAGUUAAGCUCGAGAUCUUGGUUGUUCAUUAAUGGUCAUUUUGUGCCAACUCGAAAAGCUGCUUACAAAUGGGUUGGCAGCGGCGCACCAUAUCUAUAUAGCGUCCCCUUUGAUUAUCGUGAAAACUACAGCAAACUGUUAAGCUUGGCUGGCGUCAGAGAAACAUUUUCACACGUGGAUUUUAUCGACGCAUUAAAGUCACUUCAAGAGACAAAAGCCGGUCUCGCAUUGAGUAAAAACGAAAUCAAACUCGCUGUGUGUUUUGCAACCGCAUUAAAGGAUGCCCAUCACGAAAUCGAGUCGUCCCAAAUCGGUAAAAUUCCUUUACCAGACAGCAACAAUGUGCUCUGCAUGAGCGGCGAGCUAACAAUAAAUCUCACAUUCUGGCUGAAAGAUCGAGGUGACGCCCGUUAUGUACAUCAGGAUGUUCCUUCUCAACUAGCUCUUGACUUGGGAGCACAAUCACUUCAGAACCGCAGACUGAAGAAAUAUUCCAGCACUAUAGCAACUCCAUUUGGCCAACACGAGAAACUCACAGACAGGCUGAAGAACAUUCUAAAAUCAUAUCCGUGUGAUUCAGGAAUCUUAAAAGAGCUCGUACAAAACGCCGAUGAUGCUGGAGCAAGCGAAAUUCACUUCAUUUAUGAUACAAGAGAGCUUCCUCACGAGAAGGUUCUACAGAAUCAUGCUGAAGAGGUUCAGGGACCUGCCCUUUGUGUAUACAAUGAUAAGCCUUUCACUGAAGAGGAUCUUGAAGGAAUACAAAAACUUGGCAUUGGUAGCAAAACUGACGAUCCGGAGAAGACGGGGCAAUAUGGAAUUGGUUUCAACGCGGUUUAUCAUUUAACAGAUUGCCCGAGUUUUUUGUCAGACGAAGAUACAUUAUGUUUCCUCGACCCACACUGCCGAUAUGCGCCCGAAGCGACACCUGAUUCUCCUGGUGAAAAGUUUCAGCAAAUUGAUGACGAAUUUAGAGAGGAUUUUAAAGAUGUCCUCGUUGGAUACCUUGGUGAAUAUUUUAACCUAAAAAAAGCAACAAUGUUUCGUCUUCCACUACGAACGUUCGAAACAUCCCGAAAUUCGCUCAUAUCUCAAAAUAUUGUUGCAAACUACAAAUUCCGGGAGCUUCUACAAAAAUUCGAAACCGAAUCAAAGAAGAUGCUGUUGUUUUUGAAUCACGUCAAAAAGAUUUCGAUAUCUGAAGUUAAUAAAGAUGGCCAACUCAAACAGUUAUACAGCGUAAUUUCUAAAUUAGAAGUAGAAAAUGAGGAAAAGCGCCGCAAGUUGUCCGAUAUUAUUAAAAGAAGCAAACACCUUCCGACAGGUGAUGUUGAGUGGUGUGGAAUAACUUACCCGCUGACCACAUCGGAUUCGAAUAACGUCAAUGAGACCUGGAUCGUUCACCAGUGUUGUGGAACUUCGCACAAAACGACAAGAGACUCUAUACCAGACGGACGUCAGUACGGUCUCUUUCCACGCGGUGGAAUCGCCGCACUCGUUACCCCACAACGUUCAGCAUCAGAACCCAAACCACAAUAUGUUGCCUAUUGCUUCCUGCCACUCCCGGUGGAAACACGUUUGCCAGUCCAUGUCAACGGACAUUUUGCUCUUGACUCCUCUCGAAGAGACCUCUGGCAUGACACCGACCAAAACAGCCCGCUCACCAAGUGGAACAAUUUUAUAAAGGCAAGCGUUCUUGCUCCCGGGUACGCAACCUUAAUUUUGGAGGCAAGACGGUAUAUACCUUUCUCUCAAGGAAUGGCGGAACAUAAUUGUAGGGGCUUGUUUAGCAACAACUUAGAUGCCAAACAAGGACUUUUUUGGUACCACAAACUUUUUCCUACUCCCUCAAAAGAUUCUCCCUGGUAUAUUUUGGCGCAUGAAGUUUAUCAUUACAUGGGUAGCAAUAAUCUUGAGGUCUUGCCUGUUGUUGUUGCCGACGAUAAGCCUGUAGAGAAGACACAUCCCCAACCGAAUCCCCAAAACGAAUCGUCAAAUGAUGUCAUCCAUAGGGUUCGUUUCUGGCUAUCAGCACGGGAUGCGUAUUUCAUCGAAGGCAAAGGUCAGUUGAAGCUGGAUGAAGAUCGACUAUUCAAGCUUCUGCUUCGAGUGAAUCUUCCUCUGCUGCUGUAUUCUCCCACGAUGUUAUACUACCGUUUUUCGUCUGCGGAAGUAACCUGUAAUACCUUGACACCAUUAACGGUAAUCAAUUUCAUGAGAAGUUUUUCCGAUGCAAACUCGAAUUGCCAUGUUGGAAACCUUCCUAUAAACCUAAUGAAGUCAAAUAUCAGAGAAAUUGCCGCGCUGAAAGUGCUCAUUCAGUACUGCCAAAGGGAGGAAAAGUUCCCGGAUUUCUUGGAAGGACUUCCAAUUUUACUUACUGCCGAUGGGCAGUUGAGAGUCUUUGACAGUGGUAAACCUGUUUAUCGUUCUACUUUCAGCGAUCUCUUUCCAGAAGAUGAAAAUCUAUUUGUCCAUCCCGAUCUUGUGUACAGUGUACCUGAUGUCGACAAACUUCCGGAAAAUCGGGUAAUGCAGUUGCUUACAGUGAACGCGUUAAAUCAACACUUCCCUCGCGUGUUUCCUGUGCAUAUGAGAGGAACAUCUGAACACGUUGCCUGGGACUUCCCGCAGAAUGGUCCAUUAUCAAGAAAGUGGUUCCAGCGUGUUUGGGACUUCUUGCAAAACCAUAUCAAUCCUAAGUUAAACAACAAUGAGAUGCCUUUAUCUGUUCUAGGAGUCUGGCCAAUCAUCCCCACCACCAGUGAUAAAUUGGUUACGAUCGAUAACGGAAAGACAGUGCUCGACGCAACACGCCGUAGUACAGAUUCAGCGCAAGGAAAGCGUAUACGGGACAUAUUGGAAAAACUUGAUUGCCCAAGAUUAAACACGGAUAUCACUGUAAAGAAACCGAAAGUUCAGACUUCGGUAACUUCAGCAUCCCAAGUUGGAAGAUUUCUUCCACAAUUUGGUACCGUCCUUGAAGUCCCUCCUGCUGAUGACAAUUCUCAUGUCACCGAUUCUCACGUAGCGCAACCUCACAACGUCCCAGAUGUUCUUCAAGUACUUGAUUUUGUGCGGAGAACUGGCUGUCUAGACACCUCAGGCUUGAGCACCGAGGAAUUAAGCGCAGUGUUAAGUUUUGUGCAAGAUGAUAUUGACAAUCUGACAACAGAACACGCCACUAUUCUCAAGCACUUACCGAUCUACAUAGGUAUAGAUGGUACAUAUUUCAGCUUAACGGACUAUUUACAUUCUGCCGUGAUUCCGCAUGGUGUUCCAACGUCGGAAAUGGCAAAACUUCAGACUCGCACCGGAUGUUUGUUCCUCAAUACAACUUCAGCAGCAAUCCUUCAUCAGCUUUUCAAAUGGCUUGGUGUUGGAGUAGAACUCAGCUUUCCAGAGUUUUAUCGCAAAUAUAUAAUUCCGUGUUUUGAAAUUUUUAAUCGAGACAGCCAGAUCUUAUACCUUACCCACAUAAAAGAAGACGUUCUCCCUUUACUCCAAACCGGCAGCUCUAAGCAGAAAGCGUUCGUAGACUUCUUAACAGGAAGUUUGUGCAUACCUGAUGAGGAAGGUGACCUUCAUUAUGCCCGGGAAUUCCAUGACCCACGUAACGAAGUAUUCCAAAUUAUGCUUGAGGACAACUCUGAUCAUUUUCCACCAGCUGCAUUCCGAAGUCAUGGGUGGCUGGAAUUUUUGACUGAAAUUGGUAUGAAAACAAAAGUAGAAGAAAAUCAGUUUUUAGAAUUUUGUCAAGAAGUUGCAUUGUAUCUUGAUCCAACAACUGAUAUCGAGAAGUCAAAGAUACUCGUUAAUUAUCUCUUCAACAGCGAACAUCUCCGAAGUGAGGAAUUCCUGUGUUCCCUGUCAAGUAUUAGUUUUAUCGCACCCGAAAAAGUAGAAUCAAGUCUUCUGUCAUUACACAGACAGUUUCAAUGCAAUACUAUUGAUGAUGAACCACCGUUUGUCCAAUUUUUUGAAGCCGUUCCUUGGAAAUAUCAUGUUUUAACGUGGACUAGCGCUGCACUCCUUCCACCUUGGGCACAGCCUGAUGAGAAAUUGCAACGUUACUUGGGAGUCCAAGAAGUACCAUCUGUUGAGAGUAUUGUAAGCCACCUGCAAAAUCUUUCAAGUUCUCUUGCAGAGAUAUGCAGAAGAGAUGAAGUGUUGCCACAGUCAAAUUUGUUAAAGAAGAUUAUGAUAUCAAUUUAUGAAGGUUUAAGCAAAGAGUUAAACUGCAGUGACGCCAAAGACAUUUCAGAUGGUUGCAGUCAAGAUUGCAAGAGCAUUGGUAAACGUCUAAGUGGCAUUCCAUGUGUCCUAGUAGAAGAAGGAAUGGUCAUGGUCCCUGGUGAUAGAUUGUCCUUUGAGACUAGGCAAUUUGAUUCAACAUUUAUCCCAUUUUUGUACACUGUUCCUCGGAGGUAUUGCACUUACGAGCACUUGAUGAAGCGACUUGGCGCGACGGAGAAGUUCACCUCCUUGCAAUUUGCCACGGUAUUGAAAACUAUUAGAGAUAAAUGUCAAAAUACAAAAAUGAAUCCCAAUCUUUUUGAAAAGGCUAGAGCGGCAAUGACAGUCCUCUUCCAAUGCUUACUGGUUGAGAGUCAUGGUGGCAACAAAACGAAGAUAUGUGACCUAACAGAACUCUUUCUACCAAGCGAAAAGGAAAUUCUUGUCAAAUCCAGUGAGUUAAUCCUCAAAAUUGCUCCUAGAUAUAAAUCAGCUUUAGCCAAUCGUGCAAAUCUGAACGUUUUGCUUCCUUUGGAAAAGUGUGAUCUACCUAGGGAAAAAGAGAAUGAAUAUUUGAAUGCACUACCUCAACGUUUACGACCUAAGUUAAUGGAAAGUUUGUUCAAUGAAGUAUUGGAUCCAAAUUGCCUUAACAAAAGAUGUUCCUUAUGUAAAGAAGAUGGUCUUUGUGACUUUAUUAAAAGUUACAUACUGGUCAUAAGAUCGCCGGAAUUCCAUUCAGCAAUUAUCCGCUUAUUGAAACACAAAAAAAAUUCCACCGAGCUUACCGAAGAUGAGGAAAGUCAAUUAUCUGUAUUUAGCACAAAUAAGUUAGAAAUUAUUUGUAUGCAUAGUAUCAAGGUGCACCUUAUCGAAACAAAAACAAAAGAACCACUCGUGAACAGUGCUAUAGGACGACAGUGCUACGUUGUUGAAGAAAACAAGUCGUGGAAGCUUUAUAUCAAGCAUAAAGCUGAAGAAGCUGUAGCGAUUCACUUGGCAUACUGCAUUGAUAGAAUCGCAUACCGAGCAUUCGAUGAAAGCUCUCUGAGAUAUAUUUCCGGCAUGUUAUUGUGUAAAUCACCAUCUCAGAUCCCCGGGAUCUUAGAUCAAUUUAACAUAGCAGAGGAUUAUUCUGAAGAAGAGCUUAAGAUUGGUGUGGAGGUACCUAUGGUGUAUCAUUAUCUUCUUCAACAGAAUCCGUUGUUUAUUUUCCAUGCAGGAGAGAUUGUUGCUUAUGGCAUAGAGGUAGGGUCAAAUGAAAUGGCAGAAGGAAUAGAAGACGACGGAUUCAUGGACAUGAAAUAUGUUUUAGCUAAAGUGAUCUCACGCGUUGAUGAAGAGGACGACCCGUGCGAUUUCACUGCUGAGUAUUUGAUAGACUUGGGGAAUGAACAUAAGAAAGUCAGUGUUGUUGACUUGUACAAGUUUGUCCAAGACGAUGCCGGAGAAAACCAGACCUAUGAUCUAGUCCCUUUCACAGGCGAUCCAACCUGCUUGCCAAGCAGUCUUGAUGAGGCGAAAAAAGAAAUUCGAGAAGCCAUCCUUAAAGCAUGGCGUUUGCCAGCUAUGCUCCGCCGAAAAGUCAUACGACGUCUGUAUCUACGAUGGCAUCCCGACAAGAAUCCCGAUAAUUUUCAAUUUGCAGGAGAAAUGUUCAGAUUCCUGCUAAGUGAAAUCAAACGAAUGGAGGCUGAAGAAUCUGGAGUUGAUCAUAGUUGUGGAUUUUCCACGUUAUUCACUGGUUGGAGUCGCCGAGCUAGACGGGAAAGAGAGACGUAUGUAAAUUUUCGAGGAAGUUUUGGUGGCUCAUGCCCACGUGGUGGCUCAUCUCCACGCUCAGUGUCUGACUACACUUAUCCUGAUGUAUUCGAGUCAAGGCGUUGGUUGAGACAAGCCCGUCGUGAUCUGGAGGCUGCCCAGCUUUUGCUUUCCUCAUCCCAAUCAUUUGAUGCUUUAGUGUGUUUCCUAAGCCACCAGGUAGUAGAGAAGAGUUUGAAAGGAGCAUUGUACGCCAAAUGUGGUUUAACCAACGAUCAGCUACACACACACGACGUAUACUUCUUGGCGAAUUACGUAUGUCAACUGAGAGAUUCACCUGCUGAAAUCACCGAUUUGGCCAUUGUCGUUGGUAAUUAUUAUCUGACCACUCGCUACCCAAACCAGCAACCAGGAGCUAUUGUUCCAGCGGACGCCUUCAGUACAGACCAGUCAGAAAGAGCUUUUGAAAGUGCUCAGGGGCUUCUUGAAGCAGUGGAAACUUUUGUUUCUGAAUAGUUUUUGAACGUUAAGUAAGAAAGUAACAUUUUAGUUCUCAACGAUCGACUUUUUAUGCGAUCUUUUUAUGAUUAUAACUGGAUUAAUACAGGGUGUAUAAAAAAUCUGCAAACACCACUUUGCAUUAGAUACUCCGAAAUACUUGUAGUAAAUUCUUCCCAAACAGCAUUCUAAUGCCAGUACAACUAGCUAAUAAUAAUACUUCCAGGUUUUAAACAUUCGACAUAAUCGUCCUGGUCAUUAGAAUAACCACACAACAAAGUGCAAUUUAAGCCUUGUUUUUAUCACUCGCAGACAGUCGCUCUGUGACCAAUUGUCGGUGCCCGGUGUAGUAAAAUUUUUUUGACAGGCAUGCAUGUUAUGCAUUCAUGACCACAGACAAGAAAGGUCGCCGAGCAAUAAGAAUCAGUCUUUUAGUUUAGGGGCUAAGA